Molecule: messenger RNA, 1310 nt
Organism: Cucurbitaria berberidis CBS 394.84
Lineage: Eukaryota; Fungi; Ascomycota; Dothideomycetes; Pleosporales; Cucurbitariaceae
Product: oxidoreductase-like protein
Exons: 2
Coding region: 201-1229 (342 amino acids)
Molecular function (GO): oxidoreductase activity, acting on NAD(P)H
Source: RefSeq, a predicted model, not a curated record
UUAAGCCGCGAACAAACUGCCCCGAGAAUUGACCGAUGAUCUCAUCGCACUUGGUAUUACAAAUCCACUAUUGCGCAAGAGAGUAUUCGUCGUAAUAAGUAUGUGUAUAGAGCUUCAGUGUUCUGUAGCUAUCAAAUCAACACAUUCAUCACUGUCCUCUUCUACCUUUUAUUACGCUCACGUACCAUCUCCCUUCUAACAUGUCCACGCAAAGAGCAGUUGUCCACGUUUCCGAGGGCGUUGCGGAGCUACGGAGCGACGUUCCUCUUCCCAAGCUCCCGGGCGACAAUUGGGUUCUCGUCAAGACAAAAGCUGUCGCCCUGAAUCCGACGGACUGGAAGAGCAUCGUCUACCGUCCAUCACCGGGGGCAAUUGUUGGAUGUGACUAUGCUGGUAUUGUCGAAGAGGUUGGCAAGGGCGUAACUGAUCUGAAAGUUGGCGAUAGGAUUGCUGGCUUUGCCCACGGAGGUGAUCCAAAGGACCAUUCCAACGGCACCUUCGCCGAACAUAUCAAAGCCAAAGUAGGCAUCCACCUUAAGGUGGCAGACAACAUUCCCUUCGAAGAUGCUGCAACCCUAGGUGUCGGCAUCACAACUGUGGGUCAAGGUCUCUACCAGUCACUCGGCCUUCCCCUUCCGCCAGCCAAGGUGCAAGAGCCAACACCUAUCCUGAUCUAUGGUGCAUCUACCGCAACUGGCACCCUCGCUGUGCAGUACGCGAAGCUCUCUCACUGCCAAGUCAUUGCUACCGCCUCGCCGCAUAACUUCGAGCUUCUACGCAAACUAGGCGCCGACCAAGUGUUCGAUUACAAGGACCCUGAAGUAGGCGCUAAUAUCCGCAAAGCGACCAACGACAAGUUGAAGCUAGUCUUCGAUUGCAUUUCCGAAGGCAACGCAAUCGACAUCGCUGCAGCUGCGAUCAGUUCAACCGGCGGCCAUCUGUCCACACUCUUGCCGGUCAAGAACUUCCCCCGAGAUGACGUAAGAGUCACAUUCACACUUGGAUAUACGGCGCUGGGCGAGAAGUUCAACGAACAGUUCCAGGCGAAUCAGGCGGACUACGAGUUUGGCUCCAAGUUUUGGAAGUUGUCAGAGGCUUUGUUCAAUAGUGGGAAGAUCAAGGCGCAUCCUGCGGAGCUUCGAAAUGGCCUCGAGGGUAUCCCGCAGGGGCUGCAGGAUUUGAAGGACGGGAAGGUAUCUGCCGUGAAGCUCGUUUACAAAAUUGAAUAGUUGACAUGGAAUUCUACCGUCGUUCGUAUAUUCGUAUGCAGAACUUUGGCAAGAUCCUGAAACCCUCGAUCAGUAGCCACU